AUGAUACCACACCAGCCCGCCGUUUUCAUCACUCACGACCCUCGAUACGCAGCCUCCGUUCAUACGCCGGGCGCAUACUACUCGCCCUUGCCCCAACAUACACCAGCGCAGACGCUCCUUGCCGCAACACCAUAUGCGUCUACGACCUGGCAGUCCCCAGCGCCAGGGCCGACAAUCAUCAUCAACAACGUCGCAUCUCACCCCUCUGCAUCCGCCCACAAUCUUCCUGUGUCUCCCUUUCAGCCAGGUAUUGGGUUACCUGCACCGGACGAGUUAUCCGACGGAUCUUCCUCGUCCACGAGUACGUCGUCGGUCGACUUGUUGUCUCCUGUAGACGGCAGGUUGACCAAUUACCUUGCAACACCGCGCCCAUACCGCCCUUAUCACCUUACCUUCGCGCCUGGCGCGCGUCCUAAACGAUCAUGCUGGUCACGACUGGCUCAAGCCGUGCGAGAGAUGUUCUCUACACCGAUGGUGGGCGAUGCCACGCCUCAACAACCUCAACAGCCGCAGCAGUCGGCAGCACCUCUUGAUGGCUCUCUGUGGAGUGGUGGUUAUUACUUCGGCCCGGAUGGUCGAAGAUGGAUCUUCGCGUACGACGGGAAGACUAUGACACCGGUCUUGUUGCGAGCGGAUCCACAGGCGGAAAGAGGUGAUUCACCCAUGCAAUUCCUAGUACACAACAAGCAAGGUACAUCAAUUCGGUACAUGUGA
Messenger RNA from Peniophora sp. CBMAI 1063, 714 nucleotides. NCBI's taxonomy places the organism in Eukaryota, Fungi, Basidiomycota, Agaricomycetes, Russulales, Peniophoraceae. The record is from the annotation of a GenBank genome assembly.